Messenger RNA from Amaranthus tricolor (Joseph's coat), 4128 nucleotides. RefSeq lists its product as uncharacterized. NCBI's taxonomy places the organism in Eukaryota, Viridiplantae, Streptophyta, Magnoliopsida, Caryophyllales, Amaranthaceae. The transcript has 11 exons. The record is from RefSeq and is a predicted model, not a curated record. Bases 374 to 3895 code for a protein of 1173 amino acids. Gene Ontology annotation, biological process: signal transduction.
UCUUUAUCUAGAAAGAACUUAGACCAAAAUGUAGUGCUUUUAAAACAACACACCCCUUCUUCAAAGACUCUCCCUUCUUAAUUACCCAAAGCCCACCAAACUCCCCACAUAUUUCUUUUGUUUCGUUAACGUUUUCUCUUACGCAACAUUUCUCUCUUUCCCUUUUCCUUUUUCUCUCAUUUCACCUUUCCCAAUUUAUCAACAAUCUUCAUCAUCCUUUUCAAUUCUUCUUCUUCAUCACUUUAAUUCUUUUCUUCUUUUUCUCUAAUUCAUUAUUACUUAUAUAUCUUCUUUCAAAUUCAAACUUGUAAAUUGUAAUUAAUUUUAAUUUACAUAAUUCAAAAGUGAAGAAAAAAAAUUGGUGGUUUAUGAUAUGACGUCGAUGAACGAAGCAUCACCGGAAAAAUUGGCGGUUAAUGGAGUAGCGAUGAGUUUUCCGGUGAAUGAUUGUUGUUCUUCACCGACUUCUUUAUCACCGUCGAAGCUUCCUCGGAGACUUCGCCGUCGACUUUCCGAGUGUAAAACUCCUUCUAGUGCCGAAGAAAUUGAUGCUAAGCUCAAAGAAGCCGAUCUCCGUCGUCAGCAAUUCCACGAAUUUUUAUCAAGCAAAGCAAGGCCAAAGCAGAGGAGCCCAUCAUGGUCAUCUUCACAAGAUUUGGAUCUUGGUCAGAGACUUGAAGCUAAGCUUAAUGCAGCAGAGCAGAAAAGAUUGAGCAUUCUUUCAAAGGCUCAGAUGCGAUUGGCUAGGUUGGGUGAGCUGCGACAAGCGGCUAAAAGUGAGGUAGAAAUGCGCGUUGAGAAAGAACGUGGGGAAUUGGGUAUGAAGGUUGAAUCACGGGUUCAGCAAGCAGAGGCAAAUAGAAUGCUUAUCUUGAAAUCUCGUAGACAGCGGAGGGCUGCAAGAAAAGAGCGGACGGCUCAAUCCUUAACGCGAAGGAUGCUACAGGAAAGCAGAUACAAAGAGUGUGUGCGUGCUGCUAUACACCAGAAGCGUGCUGCAGCAGAGAGGAAGCGACUGGGAUUAUUGGAAGCUGAAAGAUUAAAGGCACAUGCUAGGUUGGUGCGAGUGCAGAGAGCGGCUGAUUCCGUUUAUACUCAACGGGAAAUGGAGAGAAUGAAAAAGAAAGAGCAGCUGGAGGAUCGGUUGCAAAGGGCUAGAAGACAGCGAGCUGAAUUUUUGAGGCAGAGAAAGAGUAACAAUGGCUCUUCUCAUGGCAAUUGUAAUGCCAUGCAUGAUCAGGCUUUAAAUCUCGCCAGAAAGUUAUCUAGGUGCUGGAGACAGUUUGUUAAGUUGAGAGGAACAACACGUUCCUUGGCAAAAGCUUUUGAGGUUUUGAGUAUCAAUGAGAAAUCAGUCAAGUCAAUGCCUUUUGAGCAGCUUGCAGUCCUGAUUGAGUCAGAUUCAACUUUGAAGACAGUGAAAGCUUUGCUUGACCAGCUUGAAGUCCGUCUCAGGGCUCGACAGGGAACCAGUGGUUCAUGUCGUCUGGAAAACAUUGAUCACCUGCUCAAACGUGUUGCUAUUCCAAAGCGCAGGCAUAAUGUAAGCAAUGCAUCUAAGACUAGAGGUCAAAAAAGAGCUGGGUCUGGGGGAGAGGGACUUCAGAGUCGACGUAAAAUGUCAAGAUAUCCUGUGAGGAUUGUCCUUUGUGCCUAUAUGAUACUUGGACACCCUGAUGCUGUCCUCAGUGGUAAAGGAGCGCAUGAGAUAGCCCUUGCCGAGGCUGCUGUGAAGUUUAUUCAGGAAUUUGAGUUAUUGAUCAAGAUAUUACUAGAAGGUUUCUGUGUAAAAUCAGCUUCGGGGGACAAUUGUACUUUCAGAUCGCAGCUCGAGAAAUUUGAUAAAGCAUGGUGCUCGUAUUUGUAUUGCUUUGUGGUAUGGAAGGUAAAGGACGCCAAAUUACUAGAGGAUGAUUUGGUGAGGGCUGCAUGUCAGCUGGAGCUCUCUAUGAUGCAUACUUGUAAGCUUACUCCUGAGGGAGACAACGGAGGUCUUACCCAUGACAUGAAGGCUAUUCAGAAGCAGGUGAUGGAAGAUCAAACACUUCUUAAGGCGAAAGUACAAAAUCUUAGUGGUGAUGUUGGCAUUGAACGGAUGGAGAAUGCUAUUUCUGAUGCACGGAUCAAAUUCUUUGAAUCGAAGGAUACUGGGAGUCCUUUUACAUCCCCAGUUGCUCACAUAUCAUCUCCUGGUUCAUCUUGUUCAUCAGACGACUCUCCAUCAACAGUCUCUGGUGAAGCAAGCAGCACGGUUGGUGUUAGUGGAAGAUUGAGCGGUGUGGCACGGUCAUUGUUCAAGGAAGUUGAUGCCACUGUAGGCCAAGUGCUUACAUGUCCAUCGGAGGCACAUUCAGCCGAUGCCCAAAUAAGCGGUGGCAUGAUGCCAAUCACUGAGAACGAACUCUUAGUUAAUGAGAUUGUCCAUGAACAUCGUCAUGGUUUUGCUGAUAAGCUUUACUUAGAUGAAGACGAUGAAAGUGGUGUUAAGGCAAAAAUCAAAGAGACAAUGGAGAAAGCAUUUUGGGAUGGAAUCAUGGAAUCCAUGAAGCAGGAGCAGCCUGACUACAGUUGGGUUCUUAAACUAAUGACAGAAGUCAGGGAUGAAUUAUGUGAGAUGUCUCCCAGAAGCUGGCGACAAGAAAUUACAGAUGUGAUUGACAUAGAAAUCCUUUCACAGGUUUUGAGAAGUGGAACGUUGGAUAUGAAUUACCUGGAAAAAUUACUGGGUUAUGCACUGAUGACCCUUCAAAAGCUGUCAGCCCCAGCAAAUGAUGAUAAGAUGAAAGCUUCUUACCUGAACUUACUGAAAGAACUGAGUUUAGUCUCACAAUCUGGAGAUAAUACAAAUUCUUCUUUUGCCAUAGCAGUUAUCAAGGGUCUUCGUUUUAUCUUAAAUGAAAUUCAGCAUUUGAAGAAAGAGAUAAGUAGAGCACGCAUCAGAAUGAUUGAGCCAAUGAUCAAAGGGCCUGCUGGGCUGGACUAUUUGCAAAAGGCUUUUACAGAACGAUAUGGACCCCCUUCUGAUUCCUCUACUUCUUUACCUGUGACAAAGAGUUGGCUAAAUUUGGUGCGUACUGAUGUGGAUCAGGAAUGGGAUGAACAUCUGGAUGCACUGUCGACAUUGCCAGAUACUCGGGAGACUUCUUCCCAAGGGGAGGCCCCAACCACCCUUCGGACAGGAGGAAGUGUAACGUUAGGACGACACUCUGUAGAACCCACCAGUGUUGGUAGUGAGCAACCGGAGUGCAGAGGGGAAAAGACAGAUAUGUUUCUCAGGCUAGGUCUAUUGAAGUUGGUUCGUGAGAUUGAUGGAUUAGUCCAAGAGUCUCUGCCCGAGACUUUAAAACUUAAUGUAUCUAGAUUGAGAGCAGUUCAAUCUCAAUUGCAGAAGAUCAUUGUUAUUUCCACAAGUAUGCUGGUUCUCCGACAAGCCCUUCUUAGUGAACACUUGGUAACAAACCCAUCAGACAUGGAUAAUGUGAUCACUCAAUCUACAAAACAGCUUUCAGAGUUGCUCGAUAAGGUGGAAGACGUGGGCAUUACUGAAAUCGUUGAAGCAAUUAUUGGGCUCUCUGAUAACGUAAAUCAUGCUGUCAACUUAGAAAAACUGAGAGCAAGGAUGGGGGUCGUGGCUAACAUGCUCUCAAAGAGCUUGAAAUCUGGGGACGCAAUUUUCACACACGUCUCCCGAGCUGUUUACCUGGCAGUAAGAGCCACUGUGCUCGGUGGGACUAAAAGCAAGGGCCGACAAUUAGCAGAAAUGGCGCUUCGUCGCGUGGGCGCAUCACUUCUUAUUGAUAAGGUAGUAGAAAUUUCGGAAGUUCUUAUUGUGGUGGCAACUGUUUCUGCCACUGUACAUGGACCAUGGUACGAGCAGCUGCUGAAGAAUAUGUAAUAAUAAUCAGGUAAAUCUAGUAGGGAGUGGUUUUAACAUAUUCCCAUAUAUUAGUAUUUUAAUUCAAUGUAUAUAUGUUGUAAAUAUAAUUAUGCUUAGCAAGUAAGACAUAAUUAGCAAUUAAGGUAAUUUAGUCGGAUAAUUAUCAAUGGACUUAAUAACGCCCUUAAUUAUGUUGUAAUUUGUAAAUAACAAUUGGCACUUUAAAGUCUAUGAAAUGUUGUUAUUAUCUA